AUGUAUGUUCAAAAAACACCCAAAAAAAUAUCGAAAAAAAACAAAUCAAGAGUAAAAGUGACAGUAGCGUGCACCUACUGUCAAUGUAGAAAAAUCAAAUGUUCAGGCAUUCGGCCAUGCUCUAAUUGUGAGAAGUAUGCUCAGAAUUGUUUUUUUGUAUGCUCGCAAACACGACGCGGGCCGAGAAAGAGUGAUGUUGAAGUAAUCUCUUGUAAAGAAAUCAGAGUUGCAAAGGCUCUGCAAUUUAGCGAAGUAGAAGCAUUCUCCGGAAAUUUUAGUACACCUCCUUCUACGUUUGAUCCAAUCUUACACGGAGAUAGUAACGUUGAGAAUUAUGACAAUAGUAUUCAUUUUCAAUAUCAAUAUCAAUAUCAAGAACCCGUAAAUCAACUUCAACAACCACUUUUAGAAACUUCAAGUCCUAAUGACUUCAUCCAAUUUCCGAUUACCGAAAAUAUAUUGAGCCAUAACGUCAAUUGGCUAAACUCUAAUAAUAAUAUUAUUGAUUUUUCGUCACUAUCAAUUAAUGAACCAAACAUGGUUAUUAAUUCAACAAACGACGUACCAUUUCUAAUUACGACAGAAAUGUAUUCGCAAACGCCAGAACUCCCUCAUUUUCAAUCAUGCGAUUUUAAUAAUAAUAUUAUUAUUAAUCAAUUAAAUUUUUAA
This is a messenger RNA of Diversispora eburnea, 669 nucleotides long. The record is from the annotation of a GenBank genome assembly. Lineage: Eukaryota; Fungi; Glomeromycota; Glomeromycetes; Diversisporales; Diversisporaceae.